Sitophilus oryzae (rice weevil) is the source of this 4157-nucleotide messenger RNA. RefSeq lists its product as uncharacterized. The record is from RefSeq and is a predicted model, not a curated record. NCBI's taxonomy places the organism in Eukaryota, Metazoa, Arthropoda, Insecta, Coleoptera, Curculionidae. The coding region runs from base 364 to 3234 and encodes 956 amino acids. The transcript has 3 exons.
CCAAAAUUAGAAGCAGAAAGCAGGAAGGGACCGGAAGCCGGAAGGACAUACUCGUAAAAAAUCAUACAAAGCAAUAUAUUUUACAAAACCUAUAGUUUUCAAACAGAUAUCGUUGAGUUCUUUUAGCAAAAUUUAUUAGCAGUAAGUUACUAAUAUAUUUUAUAACAUAUUUCAACUAUGUUAAAUGCAAUGGAAAAUUUUAAUGUUUCUGCCAGACAUCACUAAUCAUGGAUCGUCAUAAAAUGUUUAUUCUUCAUAAACAGUGUUAACUGUGCAAUAUUAAGUUUGUACGUAACUUUUCAAAAUUUGGACCAAGGGUCAUUGCCAAAGAACUAAAAAUUUGAUUGCUACUACUUUUAAGCCAUGAAUGGUCCUGCGAUAAAAAGAUAUAAUACUAACGAAAUUAUAAGCACUAUUGUCAUAGAUUCAGAUGAUGAUGAUGAUUUUCCAAAGCGUAAAAGUGAUAUACCUGAAGGACCUAAAAAUAAGAAAUUAAAAAAAAAUCCAGUUGCGAGACCUAGUAAUAUUUUUAAUGUAACUGGAAGUAAUGCUAGAAAUGAUCAACGUCCAACAGGACCUAGAAUUUCUUCUAUUGUGACAGGAAAUAAUGCAAGAAAUGAUAAGUGUCCAUCUACAAGACCUAGUAUUAAUCCUCUUGCAACUGUAAAUACUGCAAAAAAUGAUAAGUAUCCACCUACAAGACCUGGUACUGCUGAUAUUGUAACAGGAAAUAGUACAAGAAAUGAACAAAAUCCGCAUACAAUAUCUAGUAUCCCUCCUCUUGCAGUUCUAAAUAAUGCAAGAAAUAAUCGAUAUCUACCUACCCGACUUACUGUUGCUGAUAUUGUAAAUGGAUAUAUUCCAAAAAAUAAUCAACAUACACCUACAAAAUCUAGUAUUCCUCCUCUUGUAUUUCGAAAUAAUGCAAGGAAUAUAAUUUCUGAUGCCACAACUGGAAAUAUUGAAAGAAAUGAUCAACAUCUUUUUACAAAAUCUAGUAUUCCUCCUCUUGUAAUUAUAAAUGAUGCAAGAAAUGAUCAGUAUCCACCUACAAGACCUAACAUUGAUCCUCUCAUAACUGCAAAUAAUGAGAAAAAUAAUAAACAUCCUCUUACAAGGCCUAGUACCGAUCCUCUUAUAACUGGACAUAAUGCAAGAAAUAAUCAAUAUACACCUACAAGACCUAGUAUUGAUCCUCUAAUGACUGGAAAUAAUGAAAGAAAUAAUAAACAUCCACUUACAAGACCUAGUAUUGAUUCUCUAAUGAUUGGAAAUAAUAAAAAAUCACCUACAAGACCUAGUAUUGAUCCUCUUAUAACUGGACAUAAUGCAAGAAAUAAUCAAUAUACACCUACAAGACCUAGUAUUGAUCCUCUAAUGAUUGGAAAUAAUGAAAGAAAUAAUAAAAAUCCACCUACAAGACCUAGUAUUGAUUCUCUAAUGAUUGGAAAUAAUGAAAGAAAAAAUAAAAAUCCACCUACAAGACCUAGUAUUGAUCCUCUAAUGAUUGGAAAUAAUGAAAGAAAUAAUAAACAUCCACCUACAAGACUUAGUAUUGACCCUGUAAUGAUUGGAAAUAAUGAAAGAAAUAAUAAACAUCCACCUACAAGAUCUAGUAUUGAUCCUCUACUGACUGGAACUAAUGAAAGAAAUAAUAAACAUCCACCUACAAGACCUAGUAUUGAUCCUCUUAUAAAUGGACAUAAUGCAAGAAAUAAUCAAUAUACACCUACAAGACCUAGUAUUGAUCCUCUAAUGACUGGAAAUAAUGAAAGAAAUAAACAUUCACCUACAAGACCUAGUAUUGAUCCUCUAAUAAUUGGAAAUAAUGAAAGAAAUAAUAAAAAUUCAUCUACAAGACCUAGUAUUGAUCCUCUUAUAACUGGACAUAAUGCAAGAAAUAAUCAAUAUUCACCUACAAAACCUAGUAUUGAUCCUCUAAUGAUUGGAAAUAAUGAAAUAAAUAAUAUACAUCCACCUACAAUAUCUAGUAUUGAUCCUCUUAUAACUGGACAUGAUGCAAGAAAUGCUCAAUGUCCACCUACAAGACCAAAUUUCACUGCUAUUAUAACUAAAACUAUAUCAAGAAAUGACCUCAAAAAUCAGCCUCCACCUACAAGACCUAGUAACACUUCUGUUGUAAAUAGAAGUAUGGCAAAAGAUGAAAAACCUCUACCUACAAUACCUAGUAAUGACCCUACUCUAAAUGAAAAUAUUUUGAGAGAUGAGAAAUUCGUUCAUAUAUCCAAUUUAAGUCAAUAUGAAAAAAUUUUUGACAAAAAAAGAUAUUACUUUGUGUCUGUUGACACAUUUACAGAUCCAUUGUACCAAAUAGGGCCAGAUAUCAAUACUUCAUCGAUACAAUCUCAUGAUCCUUUAGCUUCCAAUGACAUUCAAGGAUUCGAGCAAUCUGUAAAAUACCAGUCAAUUGAAUAUAGGAAAAUAAAUCAAACAUUAAUACAACCUAACAAUACUCUGGUGAAAAAUGAUAAUAAUAUGUUACGAGGAUUCUCUGAGUCUGAACAAAACAAGACAGCUGAAUGCAGGAAAAAGUAUAGUGCCAUAGUUCACCGAUACCAUAAUGUUAUACAUAGCAAUUAUUUUGACCUUCUUAUGUUGCAACAGAAAAUAAAAAUUGCUAAACGAAAAAAGAAACAAAGUUUGGAGAAUUCCAAAAAUUCCCAGUACGACAGUGAUCUGUUGAUAAUGAAAAAGGUCGAAUUUCUGAAGUCGGGACUUGAAAAAAGAGGGCGGGGUCGACCGAAAUCGAAAAAGAAUGUGCGAACUAGUUUCACGCACAUAAAAAGAGGAAAAAAACCUUCAGAUAAUCCUGACUCCUAUGAAGAUGACUCGAACUUUACUGUACUAUAUAACAAUGUACCAUAUAAAAUUAAUCCGUCAUACGUCGAUAUGAAUAUAAAUAACGCCAUGUUAAAUAAACCAAAUCUAACUAAGGAAUCAGGAGAUAAAAAAAUAAAAUCAGCCAAAGUUAUAACAGACUUCGAAGAAUUCAAACGAAAAAUAACGGCAACCAGACCGUUUUUAAUUCUGAACGAGGAAAGUAAGGUUAAUGUAGAGACUGCAGAGGAUUUUAAUAUUAUUUUUCCGUUAAGUAAGAAUACAGAGACUGUAGAUAUAAACUUUAGGAAUCGAGCUAUUCGUAAGUUAGCAUUGAGGGGACAGGUUAUGUUUGUUUUGUCAAGAAUACUUUGUAGCUAUUUGUUACAAGUGUAAUGUACCUAUAGAUGGAAAGGAUUACUAAAUAUGAAUAGGGUUCUUAUGUAUUAUUUCUGCAAAACUAUUUUAUAUUUUGUUGAUUAUGAUUACUUAAUUAUUUUGUUAUUCUUAUUUUUUACAGACCCUAAGACUUUUACAUUAGUAGUUUUUUUUGAUAUAUGGAAUAUAUAUUGAACUCAUAUCUUUUAUAUAGUAUUGUAAGUUGGAAAUAAUGAUUUUCGUUUUACAACUCACUUGAAGAUAGUCUUGUAUAUUCGAAAAAAUAUUUGGUUGUAAAUAAUACAAAAGAAAUACAUUUGUUAUAUAGAUUCACAACUUUUAAUAUUGUAAACUUACAAUACAUAUAUGUAUAUUGAUAGAAUCUCUUCUUAUUUUUGUAAAAUACAAGUUAUUUAAAAAUGUUUAAUUCAUUUUGUAUCAGUUGUUAUCUUUUAUCUAUAUGACAUAACUAUAAUUCAUAUUUUACAGAACGUCUUUUUUAAACUGUCUGUCUCGAAUUUUUAUCUUGUCCCAAAUUUUACAAAAUAAACCAAUACUAAUACUUUUAAAUAAAUUACUUAGAUGGUAGCCCAUUUUUAUGAGUAUUUACAUUUUAUAUUCUGCAAAUAUGAAUUACAGUUAGCCACUGUAUAUUGAACAAAUAAAUAAUAUAUUAGCAAAAUACUCUUUAAAUUUGUUUUUACAUUACAGGAGAUAAUUUGAAGAAAAUACUAUUGUAUAAUGGAUAGGUCAUUCUAAAUUAGUGAUCUGUAUUUUAGUGAGUAAGAUAGAGAUAUAAUCUAACUUAAGUAAUAACCAAUUGAUAGACAGGGAUACAAGGAAAUGCAGCAUUGCGGUUCCUAUCUGGGGUAUGCAUAAUUAAAGGUAAACUAUAGUUAGAAAUAAUCACGAUCACCAAUAGAAAAUGUACAAUAUAAUUA